Molecule: messenger RNA, 1665 nt
Organism: Pseudo-nitzschia multistriata
Lineage: Eukaryota; Bacillariophyta; Bacillariophyceae; Bacillariales; Bacillariaceae
Source: the annotation of a GenBank genome assembly
GGUGACGGACAUGUCUUCUAUGUUUUCCGGAGCCACGAGCUUCAACAUAGACAUUGAUGGUUGGGACACCAAACAGGUGAGGAACAUGGCUUCUAUGUUUCAUGGAAGCACUCACAUGCACUCCUCCUCCAGCAGCAAAUGGGGAGAGGUGGCAUUCAAAUCCCCAGAAAAGUUUGACAAAUUUGAGCUUAGGAACCACGAAUUGGAAGGCAACGACGACAAGAACGUUCACAUAUGUUCCUUCAGCGAAAACCCUCUCAGACCUUUCGUUCUUUUCGAGUAUCUUCGAAAACCAGAGGAUUCGGAGGACUACAAGUUAAAAUGGGAGUUGCAUAAGCAAGUUGGGGUUGCAUCCAUGGGAGUGCAGGGAGGAACGGUAACGCAGGACCAACUUUUCAAUAUUACGGAAGUUACUACCACCGAGGGAGAAAAAGUUUAUUGUGAAACACCCCAAACCCCAUCUAAACUUGCAGCACUCUCGGGAGAAGAACAAAAAGUUCGCGUGUUGAGGCCAAACGUCGCCAACGGAGGUGUUCGGGUUGGUGAGUGGUAUAAUCUAUGCAUGCCAAGGGUUUUCAAGCCAGCCAAGUCUUCUCGUUAUCUAACUCUCUCCCUCUCUCGUGCUGCUUAUUGAUGACGUUCAGGAAAAGUCUCUUUCAACUUGGGGCCUGAACAUGGUCAAUAUUGUAUGUAAUUAUAUUGUGGUUUUUGAUCGCUCGAUCUAUACAUUCUGGUGGGCAGCUGAUCGUCUUGUUUUUGCUUCUUUUUGUGCCAUGCAGCUCUCAGGAUUUUCUACGAGUCUUCUAGUAUCUUGGUCUCUCAUCUUGAUUACAAGAUAACUGUGACAAAAGAAGGAAAAUUCACUGGUGUCACAGUUGAUGUUGACAGCUCAAGUGCUUCCGUAGAUGCGGAGGUGAAGGAAGAGGUGGGCGUUACAGCAACUGUGUGCGGAGAUCCGACCACCAUUUUCAAGGUUGGUCAAGAGUUUAGCAUCUGCGUGACACCUCCAGGUAACCACGUCAUCAGUGGCUUCAAGAACGUCAUCUGCAAGAGUGGUGCAUUCGAGAAAGAACUUUUUGAUGGAGCUGGUGGCAAGGUAGACCUGCUGACCAGCCUUGAUCUCGAAGCCAAUAAAUUCACCAGCGUUGUCACCACAGGAUUUGUUGGGGGCGGCAAAACUGAGUUUGAAUGCACUGGUCGUGUGGUACUCCAGAGGGCACGCCUACGCCGUGAUCUCCAGGCCUCAGAGGAGAACACAGAGGAUCUCUUUUCUGUGCAGAUUCCCAUUGCUGCUCGGUCCGAUGGUGUGGAUGCUGGUGUGGAUGCGCUGGGGAUUGCCGCACCUGGUGUUGCUGUAGGACCCUUGGCCGUUGGAACCGCUGGAGCCAUUGCUUUGGCUGCCGCAUUGUUGUAACCAACGACGAUUCCAGGAGAACCUCUGCCUCCGGUGUUGAGGCUGCUACCAGCACCAUCACAAAUAUUGCUGCGGCAUUGCUUCAAGGAAAUGAAGAUUCUUAGGAAAAGAAAGGAAGAAAAAUUAAACGUUGAAUACAUAUGGAACCAAAAGAUACAUAGGUAGUGCUGCCCGGCCCGUACGAGAAGAAAAACCAAAAAAUGCUGUUUGGCCGUGGCGUAAAACAAAAAAAAUAAUAGUAUUGAGUCAAU